Molecule: messenger RNA, 2018 nt
Organism: Linum trigynum
Lineage: Eukaryota; Viridiplantae; Streptophyta; Magnoliopsida; Malpighiales; Linaceae
Source: the annotation of a GenBank genome assembly
AUUGCUUGAGCUAAAGGUGCAGGCAGAGUUAUGGGGCAGCAAGAAAUUGGUGAACUUCAAAUUAAUAAAGGUGAAGGCAGAUUUGAGAAGCCCCACUGAAUGUAAAGGUGAAGGCAGCUCAAGCCCCACUGAAACGAUUCAGUCUCACAUUUAGCAACAGCUCCAGAGACCAAAGAGAGCAAUUUGCAAGAGGUAGAAGAAGAAGAACAGGGGAAUACGAGAAGCUGAUGCGAAGAGCAGGGGAAUACCACGAGAAGCUGAUUCGUUCUCUGUUCUCUCUAUCUGUUUCUUCUGUUUCUUCUCUGCAGGAGGUAGAAGAAGAAGAACAGGAGGUAGAAGCUGAUGCGACGGCGACGACGCUGGGGAAGAUGGCGCCGGCGCUGGAGAAGAUGGCGAUGGCGACGGCGCUUCUUGUCUCCAGGGCAGCCUCUCCACGAAGAAGAAGAUGGGGAAAUUUUUUUGGGAAUUAGGGUUCUGCACUUCUGCCCGACCCCGAGUCCCGACCCACCUUCCUUCCCCUUUAAUUUUUCGGUAUUUUAGUUUUUUUUUUUUUUAAUUACACCAACCGGCCGGAUGCAAAAAACCGGACGACCGGCUCGAGCGGCUCGAGCGAUUAACCGCUUCAGCCGCUCGUCGGCCGCCCCAGAGAACCAGUCCGGCUAUAUAGCUGAUCCGAGCCGGUUUUGAGCCCGGUUGGCGGUUUUGGCGGCCCGGCCGGCCGGCUCGGCUCGGUUUUCACAACACUACUUCUUUCACUGGUUCGUCGGCGAAGAAAAACAAGAGGAAAAAAAAAAGACACUCGUAACCCGUUCGAGUAAAUACCUUGCAAGUGGAAAUCAAUCGAUGAAAAAAUUUGUCCGGCGAAAUUGCCGAUCUAUUCAGCCGAGUGAAAAGCCCGUCGACGGCUGGCUGUUUGAAGCUUGGUUUUGUCGAGAAGUAGAGAGGUGUGACCGUGUUUCCUGCAGCCGAGCGCAAGAAGAGCGAUAGAGCCAUUGCUGCGGUUUUGUCUCUUCAGACAGAGGGUCUGAUGGGCCUUCCGGGGAGUAGAGUGAGGCUGCACCCUGCUGAGCCCAAAAGGACUUCGCCGUGCAUAGUAGGGUGCUAUUGCUAAGCAAGGUAGUCAAACGGGAUUAGGCUAAUUAAUCCCACUACAACACUGUCAAUUAUCACAAAAUUGUCAUUGGUUUCAUGUUCUUUCAUCGAUGGUUGAAGAUAGGGUGCAUAACCCAUGUUAUGCACCCAUCAAUAACCAAACCUAGACCCUUUAUUUAGAAAAUUCAGUCUUAAGGAAUGAGAAUUAAAGACCAUUUUUAUUUUUUCUAGCUUUCUUAAUUGACUCAUAUCUUUUUCGUUUUAACUCGGAUUUUAAUUUUUUUUGCACAGAUGGAACGAGUUCAUCGUGCUCUACAAAAUGAGAUCAAUUUUCAAUAUUUUUUGAGAAAAAAAAGUUCUGGCCUCUCGAUACCAACGGCAUACCAUAUGGUAUCUUCUUCGUUUUUGAAAAAGUUUGCACAGAAGGGACGAGUUCAUCAUAUGAUCUAUUGGAUCUACAAAUUUCUGGGUGAAAAAAUUACAGGACCAAAAAAUACCACACAAUACCAUGCAAUACCACCCUGGUACGGGGUGGUAUUGUAUGGUAUCUUCUUCAUUUUUAAUUCGUUUUUGAAAACGUUUGCACAGAAGGGACGAGUUCAUCAUGAUCUAUUGGAUCUACAAAUUUUUGGGUGAACAAAUUACAGGACCAAAAAAUACCACACAAUACCAUACAAUACCACCCUGGUACGGGGUGGUAUUGUGUGGUAUACAAUGUUAAAAGUCGUAAAUGACAAUUAAUAUACUUCUACUAUCAUGUAUUCAACCAUCCUACAAUCUUGGUUUGUUCAUACCACCAUGGUACGUUUUUCAAACCAUAGGUAUGCUUUUAUUUCAAUACUAGUCAAUACCAUAUGGUAUAGACUGGUAAAAAAUGGCUCAAUUUUUUUUUUGUUCAAAAAAUAUAUUAAAGUGGAUAUCAUUUU